CUUCCCAGCUUACCAGAGAAGAUCAAGAUGAGUCUACGGAAGCAAACCCCUAGUGACUUUCUAAAACAAAUCAUUGGAAGGCCGGUUGUCGUAAAAUUAAAUUCUGGAGUUGAUUAUCGAGGUGUCCUGGCUUGCCUGGAUGGGUAUAUGAAUAUAGCUCUGGAACAGACUGAAGAAUAUGUAAAUGGACAAUUAAAGAACAAGUAUGGGGACGCAUUUAUCCGAGGAAAUAAUGUAUUGUACAUAAGCACACAGAAGAGGAGGAUGUGAAGAUGCCAGGAGGAGGCUGUUUUGUACUUGUGAAUCUCUCUGAAGUGAUGAGCCCUAUUUGAUUUGUAGUUAAUAAU
Messenger RNA from Egretta garzetta (little egret), 347 nucleotides. It is a transcript of the gene LSM6, whose product is annotated as LSM6 homolog, U6 small nuclear RNA and mRNA degradation associated. The transcript is spliced from 3 exons. Lineage: Eukaryota; Metazoa; Chordata; Aves; Pelecaniformes; Ardeidae. Gene Ontology annotation, biological process: mRNA splicing, via spliceosome; maturation of SSU-rRNA. The coding region runs from base 28 to 270 and encodes 80 amino acids. Gene Ontology annotation, cellular component: U4/U6 x U5 tri-snRNP complex; sno(s)RNA-containing ribonucleoprotein complex; U6 snRNP. Gene Ontology annotation, molecular function: RNA binding. The record is from RefSeq and is a predicted model, not a curated record.